AUGUCGUCUAUAGCUCCUGCUCAAUUCAUUGGUGCCAAUUUACACGUCAGAGUAGUUGACUCGCGUAUUCUUGAAGGAAUACUUACUGUAAUUGAUCCAUUUGGAAACUUACUCCUUUCAAAUGUGUAUGAAACUUCGGUUGACAGAUUAAACAACAAAAACUUACAUGUCAGAGAAAUUGGCUUGGUUAGUGUGCCCCGUGAAACCAUCGUCAGCAUUAAAGUAGACAGGAAAACACACAAGAAUAUAUUUGGAACUGAACAAAAUAAUAUAUAA
Molecule: messenger RNA, 276 nt
Organism: Spathaspora passalidarum NRRL Y-27907
Lineage: Eukaryota; Fungi; Ascomycota; Pichiomycetes; Serinales; Debaryomycetaceae
Exons: 1
Coding region: 1-276 (91 amino acids)
Cellular component (GO): NatC complex
Source: RefSeq, a predicted model, not a curated record